Salvelinus fontinalis (brook trout) is the source of this 3540-nucleotide messenger RNA. RefSeq names its product adhesive plaque matrix protein-like. Bases 1 to 3198 code for a protein of 1065 amino acids. The record is from RefSeq and is a predicted model, not a curated record. The transcript is spliced from 6 exons. NCBI's taxonomy places the organism in Eukaryota, Metazoa, Chordata, Actinopteri, Salmoniformes, Salmonidae.
AUGGGAUCAGUGAUAUGGAAAGGAGUGAUACUCGUAUCCCAGCGUAUCGCAGCGUAUCCCAGCGUAUCCCAGCGUAUCCCAUCGUAUCGCAGCGUAUCCCAUCGUAUCGCAGCGUAUCCCAGCGUAUCGCAGCGUAUCCCAGCGUAUCCCAGCGUAUCCCAGCGUAUCGCAGCGUAUCCCAGCGUAUCCCAGCGUAUCCCAGCGUAUCGCAGCGUAUCCCACCGUAUCGCAGCGUAUCCCACCGUAUCCCAUCGUAUAUCAGCGUAUCCCACCGUAUCCCACCGUAUCCCUUCGUAUAUCAGCGUAUCCCACCAUAUCCCACCGUAUCCCACCGUAUCGCAGCGUAUCCCACCGUAUCGCAGCGUAUCCCACCGUAUAUCAGCGUAUCCCAUCGUAUCCCAUCGUAUCCCACCGUAUCCCACCGUAUAUCAGCGUAUCCCACCGUAUAUCAGCGUAUCCCAUCGUAUCCCAUCGUAUCCCAGCGUAUCCCACCGUAUCGCAGCGUAUCCCACCGUAUCGCAGCGUAUCCCAUCGUAUCCCAUCGUAUCGCAGCGUAUCCCAGCGUAUCGCAGCGUAUCCCAGCGUAUCCCACCGUAUCCCAUCGUAUCCCAGCGUAUCCCAGCGUAUCCCACCGUAUCCCACCGUAUCCCAUCGUAUCCCACCGUAUCGCACCGUAUCCCAUCGUAUCGCAGCGUAUCCCAUCGUAUCCCAGCGUAUCCCAGCGUAUCCCAGCGUAUCGCAGCGUAUCCCAUCGUAUCGCAGCGUAUCGCAGCGUAUCCCAUCGUAUCCCAGCGUAUCCCACCGUAUCGCACCGUAUCCCAUCGUAUCGCAGCGUAUCGCAGCGUAUCCCAUCGUAUCUCAGCGUAUCGCAGCGUAUCCCACCGUAUCGCAGCGUAUCGCAGCGUAUCCCAUCGUAUCCCAGCGUAUCCCACCGUAUCGCACCGUAUCCCACCGUAUCGCAGCGUAUCGCAGCGUAUCCCAUCGUAUCCCAGCGUAUCCCACCGUAUCGCACCGUAUCCCACCGUAUCGCAGCGUAUCCCAGCGUAUCCCACCGUAUCGCACCGUAUCCCAUCGUAUCCCAUCGUAUCGCAGCAUAUCGCAGCGUAUCCCAUCGUAUCUCAGCGUAUCGCAGCGUAUCCCACCGUAUAUCAGCGUAUCCCACCGUAUAUCAGCGUAUCCCACCGUAUAUCAGCGUAUCCCAUCGUAUCCCAUCGUAUCGCAGCGUAUCCCACCGUAUCCCACCGUAUCUCAGCGUAUCCCAUCGUAUCCCAUCGUAUCGCAGCGUAUCGCAGCGUAUCCCACCGUAUCCCAUCGUAUCCCACCGUAUCGCACCGUAUCCCAUCGUAUCGCAGCGUAUCCCAGCGUAUCGCAGCGUAUCCCAUCGUAUCGCAUCGUAUCGCAGCGUAUCCCACGUAUCAGCGUAUCCCAGCGUAUCCCACCGUAUCCCAUCGUAUCGCAGCGUAUCGCAGCGUAUCCCACCGUAUCGCAGCGUAUCCCACCGUAUCCCACCGUAUAUCAGCGUAUCCCACCGUAUCGCAGCGUAUCCCACCGUAUCCCAUCGUAUCCCACCGUAUCGCAGCGUAUCGCAGCGUAUCCCACCGUAUCCCAUCGUAUCCCACCGUAUCGCACCGUAUCCCAUCGUAUCGCAGCGUAUCCCAGCGUAUCGCAGCGUAUCCCAUCGUAUCGCAUCGUAUCCCAUCGUAUCGCAGCGUAUCCCAGCGUAUCGCAGCGUAUCCCAGCGUAUCCCAGCGUAUCCCACCGUAUCCCAGCGUAUCAUAUCCCACCGUAUCCAAUCGUAUCGCAGCGUAUCCCAUCGUAUCCCACCGAUAUCCCACCGUAUCCCAUCGUAUCGCACGCGUAUCCCAUCGUAUCCCAUCGUAUCGCAGCGUAUCCCACCGUAUCGCAGCGUAUCCCACCGUAUCCCACGUAUCGCAGCGUAUCCCAUCGUAUCGCAGCGUAUCCCACCGUAUCCCAGCGUAUCCCACCGUAUCGCAGCGUAUCCCAGCGUAUCGCAGCGUAUCCCACCGUAUCCCAUCGUAUCCCACCGUAUCGCACCGUAUCCCAUCGUAUCGCAGCGUAUCCCACCGUAUCGCAGCGUAUCGCAGCGUAUCCCAUCGUAUCCCACCGUAUCCCACCGUAUAUCAGCGUAUCCCAUCGUAUCCCAUCGUAUCCCACCGUAUAUCAGCGUAUCCCACCGUAUAUCAGCGUAUCCCAUCGUAUCCCAUCGUAUCCCACCGUAUAUCAGCGUAUCCCACCGUAUAUCAGCGUAUCCCAUCGUAUCCCAUCGUAUCCCAGCGUAUCCCACCGUAUCGCAUCGUAUCCCACCGUAUCGCAGCGUAUCGCAUCGUAUCCCACCGUAUCGCAGCGUAUCCCAUCGUAUCCCAUCGUAUCCCACCGUAUCCCACCGUAUAUCAGCGUAUCCCACCGUAUCCCACCGUAUCGCAUCGUAUCCCACCGUAUCGCAGCGUAUCGCAUCGUAUCCCACCGUAUCGCAGCGUAUCCCAUCGUAUCCCAUCGUAUCCCAUCAUAUCCCACCGUAUCCCAUCGUAUCCCAUCGUAUCCCAUCAUAUCCCACCGUAUCCCAUCGUAUCCCAUCGUAUCCCACCGUAUCGCAGCAAAGUGUGUGCGACGGUGGAGGAGAACAGUCGUCUGAAGACUCGUCUGCAGGUAGCGGAGGCAGUGCAGAGAGACAGACAGAGUAACAGUGCAGAGCAGGACUAUGAAGAGGUCAUUACACUGCUAGAGGCUGAGAUCAAAGACCUGAAGAACCAACUGGCGGGCAAGAACCAGAAGGGUCUGGAAGCUACUAAGGAAGAUGUGAUGGAGCUAAACAGGAAGUUGUCGAUGAUUGACUGUCAGCUGAGGAAGUCUGAGUUGAGCAGAAGACACCUGGAGAUCUCUAACAAGAAACUACUGGGAUUCGCACAGGUACACUACACCUGUAACACAUCUGUGACACACCCCCGACACACCUUUACAACAACACUCACCUGUCCACCUUUCAUACAACUAACUCCUGGGCUUCACACUGUUAACAUUACAUCUGUAACACACCUUUACAACAACACUACCUGUCCACCUCUCAUACAACUAACUCCUGGCCUUCACACAGGUAACAUUCCAUCUGUAACACACCUUUACAACAACACUCACCUGUCCACCUCUCAUACAACUAACUCCUGGGCUUCACACAGGUAACAUUCCAUCUGUAACACACCUUUACAACAACACUCACCUGUCCACCUCUCAUACAACUAACUCCUGGCCUUCACACAGGUAACAUUACAUCUGUAACACACCUUUACAACAACACUCACCUGUCCAUCUCUCAACUGUAAACACAGUCACACAGGUUGUGUAACACACCUACCCGUGAGCCCUAGCUGACGCCUCUCUGGUCAUGCUCUGUUGUGUUCUGAACCUGUACUGCCACCUAGUUGUUCAAAACUACUUUCUAGUUUUAUGUAUGUGGAUUUCUGUGCUGACUGACUGGCUGACUGGCUGGCUAACUGGCUGGCUGGCUGGCUGUCCGUCUGGCUG